Molecule: messenger RNA, 4771 nt
Organism: Thunnus maccoyii (southern bluefin tuna)
Lineage: Eukaryota; Metazoa; Chordata; Actinopteri; Scombriformes; Scombridae
Gene: nod1
Product: nucleotide-binding oligomerization domain containing 1
Exons: 12
Coding region: 514-3339 (941 amino acids)
Biological process (GO): regulation of apoptotic process
Molecular function (GO): protein binding
Source: RefSeq, a predicted model, not a curated record
UAGAGAAAUGACGCAAAGAGACGGGUCACUUUCACUUCCCUCAACAGAAAGCUUCAGCACACUGUCUUACAUUGUUUGGAAAGUAGCUUUAGUUUACAAUAGUGACAUUUAACUCCUGUUAGUUCCUUUCAACAUUCAGCUUUUUUAAAGGGCGGUGUCACAGCACCUGGCGUGGACGCGACUCACUGGUAGGAUUCAUGCCGUUAUACGUGCAGCACGCUUACAGGUCGCUUUUUCUGAGCUGGAUCACAGAGUAUUCAAACAAAGCUAAUGACGCAACAAGCAGCGGUUAUUUCCAAUUUUGAAACUUUUAGUUGACUGAAAGACUGACGGUCUGCAUUUCAGCACUAAAUUUUACGCGAAUGGUAUUUAUCAGCUUUGAUAGCUGAUAAUAAAUUGGAAGAAAGAAGUGUCAAUGCCGCGGGUGUGUCACAACAGGAGGUGUCGAAGGAUUUCGGAAACAGCUGAGGUCUUGUGUUGUGUUAUCACAGAGGUGACUACCCUGCAGUAAAUAUGGGUCAGGUAGAAGAAGCCAACGUGUCGUGUCUGAACGUCCUGACCUGCCACAGAGAGCUUCUGGUGUCCAAGGUGAGGAGCAUUCAAUGUAUCCUGGACAACCUGUUAGCAUGUGGCUUCCUCUGUGAAGAAGAUGUUGAGAUCGUACAGCGAACCGCCACCAAGACAGAUCAGGUGCGCAAAAUCUUGGAGCUAGUCCAAUGCAAAGGGGAAGAGGCCAGUGCAUACUUAAUUUACAUCAUAUAUAAAGUAUGUGAUGCAUACAUAGAUCUCCGGCCAUGGUUGAAAGAGAUAAACUACAACCCAAGUGAAGAUAUGAUGGUGAUGAAGGUGGUUAACACAGAUCCCAUCAGCAGGUAUAAUGAGAAGAUGAGGCAAGAAAUGAGCCGGGACACCAGCUUCAUCAUGUCGUACAGACAGCAAGAAGAGACCCGGCUGGAGGACCUCUACACCGACACACUGAUGGAACUGUUGAACGACUGCAAUGAAAGUAUGGGCUUCUUGGAGAGUCUGGACCAGCUCCUUGGGGAGCAUGCAGUCUUCAAUCCCCAGGGUGAAACCAUUUAUGUAAUGGGGGAUGCCGGUGUGGGAAAAUCAAUCCUCCUGCAGAAACUCCAAAAUCUGUGGUCCAAGAAUGAGCUGCAGACAGAUGCCAUCUUCUUCUUUAAGUUCCGCUGUAGGAUGUUCAGCACCUUCAAGGACACAGAGCAGAUCUCCCUCAGAGACCUUUUGUUCAAAUACAACUUCUACCCAGACCACGAUCCUGAUGAUGAAGUGUUUGAUUACAUCUUGCGCUUCCCUGAGAAGGCUAUUUUUACGUUUGACGGCUAUGAUGAGAUUCAGGAGGAUCUAGACCUGAUGAAUGUUCCUGAAGUAGCGUCACCGGAGGAGAAGGCACAUCCUCUCCAGUUGCUUCUCAGUUUGCUCUGUGGGAAACUACUCAAGGGCUCGCAGAAGGUGCUGACAGCCCGGACAGGGAUCGAAAUCCAGAGCAGGGUGAUCAGAAAGAAGGUGGCUCUCCGGGGGUUCUCCCCAGCUCAUCUGAAGACCUACGUUGAUCUGCACUUCAAGGAGAAGGAGCAGCGAGACCUGGUCUCAGUUCAGCUGGAUGCUAGCCCCCACCUCUGCGGCCUGUGCUCCACCCCCCUGUUCUGCUGGAUCGUAUUCAAGAGCUUUACGCACCUGCAGACCAUGCAUGAUAGUUUUCAGCUGCCUGACACCUGCAUCACACUCAGUGACAUCUUCCUCCUGCUGUCAGAGGUGUUCCUCAGCCGCUCAGCAUCACCCACUCCAUCUCUGCUGAAGAAAAGAACUCGCUGUGCCUCAGAGACAUUCAAAGCAGGGCUCAGGCCCCUCACAGCAUUUGCCAAGCUUGCUCUACAGGGUAUGGAGAGAGGUAGCUUCAUUUGUGGCCAAGAGGAGAUUACUGCUUGCGGCUUGACAGAGGACGACCUACCACUGGGCUUUCUUAGAGCUGUUAGUGAGUAUGAUGCCAGCGAAAGCCCUGCUACCUUUGAAUUCCUCCAUAUGACUCUGCAGUCUUUCUUGGCGGCGUUUGCUCUUGUGUUGGAUGAAGAGGCUGCUGCCAGCUCCAUCCUCAAGUUCUUCACAGAGUGCAGCAGGAGGAGGGAACGCUCCUGUCUGCCUUUUAACUUCUGUAUUAGUGGAUCUUCAAAGCCCAGUGAAAAGAAGCCGUUUACUACUAAUGAACACCUUCAGUUUACUAAUCUGUUCUUGUGUGGACUGCUGUCCAAAGCUAACAACAGCCUGAUGCAGCAUCUGGUCUCUCCUGUGUUACUAAAGAAAAAACGGAACUUACUAAAGUCAUACCUCUCCACCAGUGUGAAGUCGCACCUCCAGGGCUUACCCCACCACAUGAGUGAAGAGGGCAAGAAAGUUCAUGUUCUGCCCAACUUCCUGUGGAUGCUGAGGUGCAUCUUCGAGACGGGGAGCAAAGACAUCGCUCAGAUGACAGCCAAAGGCAUCACAUCCAACUUCAUCAAGAUGGGUCACUGUAACGUGUUUUCAGGUGACUGCACCGCCCUGAACUUUGUACUGCAGCACCGUCAGAAGCUCCUGGGGCUCGACAUGGACAACAACAAUAUCAGUGACUAUGGGAUGAAGCAGCUAAGGCCAUCCUUCUGUAAGAUGAGAAUAGUGAGAUUUUGCGUCAAUCAACUGUCAGACAUCAGCAUUGAGAUUCUUGCAGAGGAGCUGUGCAAGCAGAAAAUUGUGGAGGUCUUGGGGCUUUACAGCAAUAACAUCACAGAUGUCGGAGCCAAGCUAAUUGCUCAGAUAGUUGAGGAAUGCCCAAAGCUGAGAGUUCUCAAGCUUGGUAAAAACAAGAUCACCAGUGUUGGUGGGAAGUAUCUGGCCAGUGCAAUUCAGAAGAGCAAGAGCAUAUUUGAUGUGGGAAUGUGGGGGAACACCAUCGGUGAUGAGGGAGCAGAAGCAUUCGCGGAAGCUUUGAGGCACCACCCAAGUCUUACCAAUCUCAGCCUCUCAGCCAAUGGCAUCACAUCAAAAGGCGCAAAGAUCCUGGCAGAAGCACUGAAAGAGAACAGCUGCCUCAGGAUAUUCUGGUUGGUGCAGAAUGAGAUAUGUGAUGAUGCAGCUCCAUACUUGGCUCAGUUGGUCCAAGCAGACACUGGUCUAAGCCACCUCUGGUUAAUCAAUAACCGCUUCACUGUGGACGGGAUGAAACACUUCGCUGAGGCCCUUUCUCACAACACAGCACUUAAAGAGAUAUGUGUGAAAGGAAACCAGAUCUCUGAAGAGGAACAGAAACAGUUUGUGGAAACGAAAAGGCUGCGAUUUUACUGACCGGGCACUAAUGUGGGAAGGAGCCAUGUGCACAAGUUGAAUAAUUGCUGCAUGAUAGAGAAUAUCUAGCAUGUGUUCACUGCAUGCGAAGUGGUAGUAUUAGCUUAAGCUAAUAUGCUACACUGUAUGAUUUUACCUGGUUGCACCUGUUUGGACUGCUGAGAACACAAAGUCACACUUUGUGCUGUAAUGGAAACACUGUAUAUUUAUCACUAGUUGAGGAAUCUUUUUUUUGCUUUUUUUUGAAUGUCUGUUUCAGUUUUCAUAUGGGGGAUGUUUACCUGAAAUUUUUCCCAAAUGUUUGGCAGUUUUACAUGUCUGUUACAAAAAAAAGGAAGUGGAAGCACUGUUAACAAGAAAACAAUGACUUCCUUCUUCAUUACCACAUUCAUAGAUUUAAGGCACAUUGUUUUGUUUUGUUUGAAUAUAUGAACAAUAACUUUACAUUAUUUAUGAUUUUACUAUUACUUGAGGUGCUGUGUGUUACAUGUGUUAAGGUGUACUUCAGUCUGAACACAACAGCAUAAUUAUAAUGUUUACUGUUGGGAUUCCAGUUGCCAGUGUAUCAACUCCCCCCCCCCCCCAUGGAUUCAGACAGCGCUGGCGGUGAAAAGGCUGACGGCCUCUGGUGACAUGGGACACUUAGUGUAUAUGAACAAAACAUGGAGCUCAGUUAAUCAUGCUGCUAGUCUUUCCCUCUAUAGAGCUUUUUCACAGCAGACAUUUGACUCGUAGCAGGAAAAGCACAGGUGUCACUAAUAAAAUAUGUGUUCCAGUCACAUGACAGUGAACCAGCAGCAUUGCCCUGACACUGACACACCUACGUAGAAGGCAGCCAUAACUCAUGUUGCAAAUUCCUCCUGUACUUUCUCUGCUAUCACAUGUUAAAAUGUCUGCUGUGAAAAAGUCAGUUUAUUGUGAUUCAAUACAAUGUACUGUAUGAGGCAGCUCCUUCCUGCUUAGUCAUCCAAAGCACACAGCAAAUCACUUAUCAUCAUCCACCCUUUAAAAGAGUGUUUUAGUAUUGCACUUUCAUAAAGUUUAAGGAUUUGUGUAAAACGGAUUUAAGAGAGAAUAGUCAAACUUUAAGCAGCAAAGGCUGAGAUGUCCUGACCUUUAAUUCACACACUAUAAUAAUAACACACUAUCAUGUAGUUGUACAUGCUCUAGUAAUUUGAUAAAUUGAGCAUGUUGUACAAAAGGUGGACUUCCUGACUGAAUGUUCACUGAGCUCCAUGUCAUAUUUUUAUCUAGAAAAGUAAGUACAGUAGGACACCCAGCUGAUCAGACGGCUGGAUUUUUACUUAUAAAUUUGACUAGCUUCAAACACUAAAUAACACGGCAUAAAAAUAAGUAAAAGAUGAUUGGUAUCCAAAGGAAUCACUCCUAGCUGUUUUUGUACAUAGUCUUACAUAAAAGAAAUGUAUGUUUA